This is a messenger RNA of Prorocentrum cordatum, 381 nucleotides long. NCBI's taxonomy places the organism in Eukaryota, Dinophyceae, Prorocentrales, Prorocentraceae. The record is from the annotation of a GenBank genome assembly.
AUGGCGUCGUCGUUUCCUCAAGUGCUGGGCUUGGAUGUGGAGAGUCGCAUUGCCCUGCUAGAGGCGGCGGGCUUUGACCGCAAGGCCGUGCUGAAGAUGGCGUCGUCACAUCCUCAAGUGCUGGGUUGCGAUGUCGAGAGCCGCAUUGCCCUGCUAGAGGCUGCGGGCUUCGUCCGCAGGGCCGUGCUGAAGAUGGCGUCGUCACAUCCUCCAGUGCUGGGCUUGAAUGUGGAGAGCCGCAUUGCCCUGCUGGCGGCGGCGGGCUUCGACCGCAAGGUCGUGCUGAAGAUGGCGUCGUCACAUCCUCAAGUGCUGGGCUUAGAUGUGGAGAGCCGCAUUGCCCUGCUGAGGCGGCGGGCUUCGACCGCAAGGCCGUGUUGA